AUGGCGGGGCGGCCGCGCUUCCUCUGCGGCGUUGUGGAAGGCUUCUACGGGAGACCAUGGUCUAUGGAGCAAAGGAAACUCCUCUUUGAAUGGCUGAGGCGCCGGGGGCUGAACUGCUACAUGUACGCGCCCAAGGACGAGCUGAAGCACCGGCUGCUCUGGAGAGAGCCCUACACGGAGCAUGAGGCAGCCCACAUGCGUUCUCUUAUCGAGGCUGCCCAAGAGCAGGAUGUGCAGUUUGUGUUCGCCAUCUCUGCUGGCCAGGACAUGGUGUUUUCAAGUGCUGGGGAUCGGCUCCUGCUGCAGCAAAAACUCAGGCAGGUGGCUGCCAUGGGGUGCCAGGCCUUUGCACUGCUCUUCGACGACAUCGACCCCUGCAUGUGCCAAGCUGACAGAGAUGCCUUCCCCUCCCUGGCGCAGGCUCAGGCCUCUGUGGCCAACGAGGUGUACCAGGAGCUGGGCCAGCCCCCCGUCUUCCUCUUCUGCCCUACAGAGUACUGCAGCUCCCUGUGCUCUCCCAGCCCCAGCCAGUCCUCCUACCUGCUGACCAUCGGCCGGGAGCUGCUCCCAGGGAUCGGUGUCAUCUGGACCGGGCCCAAGGUGGUGUCACAGGAGCUCUCAGCCGUGCUGCUGGAGGAGGUGGAGGGUGUCCUGCGGCGCCGGCCCGUCAUCUGGGACAACCUGUAUGCCAAUGACUACGACUGCAGACGUGUCUUCCUGGGCCCCUACACGGGACGUGCCCCCGGCCUCAUGGCCAGGCUCCACGGGCUGCUCCUCAACCCCAACUGCGAGCUCCAGGCCAACUUCAUCCCCAUACAUACGCUGGGCAGCUGGUUUCGGAGUGAGCUGGGGAGCUGUGCCCACCCUGACCACACAGGGAUGGAGCCUGUGGCAGCACAGGGGGACAGCCCAGGCCCGCAGGAUGGAAGCUACAGCCCCCAGGAAGCCUUGGAACUGGCACUGUGUGACUGGGUGGCUGAGAUAAACCGGCAAGCCUUGGAGCCAGGAGCAAGGAGCCCGGGACAUGCCAGCGUCAGCCUCAAGGGAGGAGCAGAGCUGGAGCCUGGCACAACGGGACGGGACAUCCUGCCUGACCCCCGGCCCCUCGGCGCUGCUCCCGGUGGGACAGACCAGCACGGCCCCGAGCCCUGCGGCACGGCACCAGGGGAGGGGAGAAGGCAGGUGCCCGUGGAGCCCGAGCAGGACAGCGGGAGCAGGGCCCGUGCCGGUGGUCAGCAAAGCCCUGCCGGGGACAGGGAGCAGCUCACUGCGGGCAGCACAGGGAGCCGUGAGCCCGGCCCUGCCGUGCCCAGUGCGGCUCAGGCUCCCCAGCCCACAGGAGCGCCGGCGGCUGCCGAGACCCCCCCCAGCCCAGGGACCGCCGCGUGCUGCAGCGAUGGGAGCAGCGCUGCCCAGAACCUUCUGCCCACCGGUGAUGCCAGGACGGGGGCUGGCAGCUCCCACCAGCCCUGCAGCAGCAGCCAGCCUGAGCCCACUAGGGCUGAUACAGCCCAGACACCCCCAGGGCCUGGGACCGGUGCCAGCCCUGUCCCCACAGCACUGCCCAUUGAUGGGACUGAUGCCAGCCCUGGCCCCACAGCACUGACACCAGAGGAAGCCAGGUCCAGCCCCAUGUCCUUUCUGAUCAUGGAGGAGCCCAGGUCCAGCCCCACAGCACCAGUGACCCUAGAGGAGCCCAGGUCCAGCCCCACAGCACCGGUGACCCUAGAGGAGCCCAGGUCCAGCCCCACAGCACCGGUGACCCUAGAGGAGCCCAGGUCCAGCCCCACAGCACCAGUGACCCUAGAGGAGCCCAGGUCCAGCCCCACAGCUCCAUUGACCCCGGAGGAGCCCAGGUCCAGCCCCACAGCACCAUUGAUCCUAGAGGAGCCCAGGUCCAGCCCCACAGCUCCAUUGACCCCAGAGGAGCCCAGGUCCAUCCCCAUGGCACCAUUGACCCCGGAGGAGCCCAGGUCCAGCCCCAUAGCACCAGUGACCCUAGAGGAGCCCAGGUCCAGCUCCACAGCACCGGUGACCCUAGAGGAGCCCAGGUCCAGCCCCACAGCACCAGUGACCCUAGAGGAGCCCAGGUCCAGCCCCACAGCGCCAUUGACCCCGGAGGAGCCCAGGUCCAGCCCCACAGCACCAUUGAUCCUAGAGGAGCCCAGGUCCAGCCCCACAGCUCCAGUGACCCCAGAGGAGCCCAGGUCCAGCCCCAUGGCACCGCUGACUCUGGAGGAGGUUCGGAUGGUGGUGGAGCUCUUCUACCUGCCCUAUCAUCAUGGGCCGCUGGCACAGCGUCUGCUGGAGCACUUUCGGUGGCUCCGGGCAAACAGCCUCAGCGUGGGGGUCUCUGCCACGGCACCCGAUGCCAGUGCGGGCCGGUGCUGGCGUGGCCGAGCGCAGUCCUUCACGCGGCUCUGCGCCCAGACCUGUCGCCUGCACGCUCGCCUGGUGGGUGCUGCGGGGCGGGCGCUGCUCUACGACCUGCACCCCUACCUCUGGGACAUCCGCAACGUGCUGCUGGCCUCCAGCGCCUUCGUCCAGUGGCUCGAUGGUCAUCUCCUCUGCGAGCCUGGCCCCACAGACGCAUGGGGGAGCUGCUUUGGCUGGUGCCAGAGCAUCACAGCCCCGAUCCUGCUGCGGGAGGAUGCUGAGCCCUGGGCACGGCGCGGUGGCCUCUUUGGAGAGAUGCAGGCGCUGCUGCCCGUGGGGAACAGCUCUGACCUCUUCUAUCAGCCACCUCCGCUCUUCCCGUCUCGCCGGCUGUACGCUCUGCGCCCGCUGCGGCCCCGGGACAAGGGAGAGCUUUACCGCAUGUGCCGGGAGAGUCUGGACUGUGACCCCAAAGUCACAGAGAUCCUUGUGGCCCACCCCGACCUGCUCGGUGACAGGCUGCUGGGCAGCUUCCUGAGCCUGAGCCCCGAGUACACCUUUGUGCUGGAGGAUGAGGCUGGUCCCUGUGGCUAUGCUGCCGGCGUGCUCUGCGCUGAAGGCUUCCUGCAGCAGCGAGACAGCGGCUGGCUGCCGGCCAUGCGACACAAGUACCCCCGGGACCUGGCUGCAGGAGCCCCAGCGCUGGGCAAGGAUGCCCUGGAGGAAGCACUGCUCUUCUUCCACACAGAGCCAGCGACAGUGCCCCUGCCUGUGCUGCGGCGGUUCCCCUCCCUGGUGCAGCUGGGCACAGCCGCCCGCAUGCUGGAUGUGGGGGCCAGCCACAGCCUGGCCCUCUGCCUGCUGAGCGCGCUCAGGGCCAACGGGUCGCGGGGAGUGUUUUGCCAGGUCAGUGCCACCGACCAGCAGCAGCUGAGCUUCUACAGCAAGCUGGGCUUCAUCGCUCUGCCAGUGGCCUGGGACAGUUGUCCUGGUGCUCGGCUCCUGGGACGUCUCCUCUGAGCACCCUGCACUGGGUGUGGGUGUGGGGAGGCAGUGCCGGAGACAGGCUGAUACCCGUCCCGCACACAGGGAGCAGGAGCAGAGGGGCACCUUGAUCAGAGCAGGUACAUGCGAUGGGGACAUGGCUCGGGGAGGAGCAGGAAGUCACAGGGAUUCAUGCAGGGGACAGUCCUCAGGCGACAGAGGCAUUUCUGCUAUCUCAGGAGAGAGGCAUCAGGGCCCCUGCACUCUCCCCCAGCUGUUCCUGCUUGCUGAGUGCCCUCCACCACUGCUGGGGAGCCAGCAACAUCCCUGGGCUGGCUGCAGACCUCCAGGCCUGGAAGGAGCCACCUGGCCAGCAUUUAGGGUGGUGGUCUGGGAGCGUGGCACAGUGCAUUAGUGUGCAAGGAGCGUCCCUGUCCCGCAGGCUGGGCUGUCCAGAUCGCUCCAUCCCCGAUGUGGCCCUAAGCUGGGUAGCUGGGGCUGGGGCUGGCCCUCGGCAUCGAGCAUCUUCCUGCCUGUAUCUUCCCGACCUGUAUGGGACAGUGAGGCAGCCUCCAUCUCUGCCACCUGGGGGCUGAGGGAAGCGUUGUCCGUGGCAAUAAAGCAUUUGCUGGGCUCUCA
Pezoporus flaviventris is the source of this 3999-nucleotide messenger RNA. Its product is annotated as protein O-GlcNAcase-like. The transcript is spliced from 18 exons. NCBI's taxonomy places the organism in Eukaryota, Metazoa, Chordata, Aves, Psittaciformes, Psittacidae. The coding region runs from base 1 to 3396 and encodes 1131 amino acids. Gene Ontology annotation, molecular function: beta-N-acetylglucosaminidase activity. Gene Ontology annotation, biological process: glycoprotein metabolic process. The record is from RefSeq and is a predicted model, not a curated record.